Cotesia congregata is the source of this 852-nucleotide messenger RNA. NCBI's taxonomy places the organism in Eukaryota, Metazoa, Arthropoda, Insecta, Hymenoptera, Braconidae. The record is from the annotation of a GenBank genome assembly.
AUGCCGAAAGUAGCUUUAGAAAUAAGUGUAUUUGAGAUUUAUACACGUGAAAAUAUCACGGCUCGAAGCCGUAAGGAUAGUGGAGGUAAAAGUGAAUCGGAGGCAGCAGAUAAAGAUAAGCGUGAAAAAGGUCGGGAUAAGGAUCGUAAAAAACGCGCGGCAUCAUCUUCAAGCAGUGGUAGUAGCUCUUCAGAUAGCAGCUCGAAUUCAUCUAGCUCGAGUAGCGGAAGUAGUUCACGAUCAAGCUCAUCGUCAAGCAGCUCAUCCAGUAGUUCCGGCAGUUCCUCAGGAAGUUCGAGAGACCGCACACGUAAACGUAGCCGUAGCAAAAGUGCAGAUGGUGCUCGUAGACAUGAUAAUAAAGAAAAAGAACGUGAGAGAGAGCGGGAACGUGAAAGAGAACGUGAACAAAUAUUUUCGACAUACGGCCAAAUAAAAAUGGUUGAUUUUUCAUUUGACAAAAUGCAUCCAAAUCACGGUCGAGGAUUCGCUUACGUAGAAUUUGAAACCGCGGAUGAAGCUGAGAAUGCAAUGAAACACAUGGACGGCGGGCAAAUUGAUGGACAAGAGAUAACAGCCGCUCCUGUAUUAUUGCCUAAGCCAAGGAUAAUGCCCAUGCGUAGAAUGUCACCGCCUAUGAACAGACGCGGUCCUAUGAGAUGGGGCGGUGGAGGCGGGGGUGGUGGACGCAAUUCACCCCCACGCUAUCGCAGACGUUCUCCGAUGAUGAAUCGCAGACGUAGUCCGCGUCCACCCAGACGUAGACAGAGAUCGCGUUCACGCAGCCCUGCUAAUAAUCCUCGACAUCGUCAUCGAAGAUACACACGAUCUAGUUCUAGCAGUUCACGAUAA